UUUGAAUUUACUGUUUUGUCAAAAUGUUUCGUCAAAAACCCAGCGAACGAAGUUAAAUUAAUGAAAAAUGACAAGCAAAUAUCAGGAUAUUUCAUUUUUGGAGUAAUUUCAAAAAAAUUCUUUGUUCGAAUUAUUUUAGAUUUUUCUAAACAUGGGAAUGGAUGAAAAACCAGACAAAGAUCAGGAAGAACAUCAUUUACAUGCACUAAGAGAAUGGCUUGAAAGGCAAGAGUAUUUACCUCAAAAUAUAAAUGAUACAUUUCUAAAAAGAUUUCUCAACUGCUGUAAUAACAGCGUAGAGACUGCUAAAGGUCUGAUAGAUUUGUGUUUUACAAUUAGGUCUCAAACUCCAGAAAUUUUUGAAAAUAGAGACCCACUUAGUCCGUCCAUUCAAAACAUCAUAAAAACAUCAGACAUGGUUCCUUUACCAAACUAUACAGACAACAAUUAUCAGGUUUUCAUUUACAGACUUUGUGAUCCAGACCCUGACAAAUUUGUGUACGCUGAUUCGCUGAAAACGUUUUUCAUGUUUUCUGAUUUGCGUAUGCUAACAGACAUCAACUUGCCAGACGGGGAAGUACCUAUAUUCGACAUGUCAGGACUAUGUUUGCGACAUAUAUCUAAAGUUUCACUACAUUUAUUAAAAAAGUAUAUGCAAUAUACUCAGGUACAUAAUUAUUAUUUCUUUUAUUCGGUCGCUAAUUAA
Molecule: messenger RNA, 706 nt
Organism: Agrilus planipennis (emerald ash borer)
Lineage: Eukaryota; Metazoa; Arthropoda; Insecta; Coleoptera; Buprestidae
Product: alpha-tocopherol transfer protein-like
Exons: 4
Coding region: 152-706 (184 amino acids)
Cellular component (GO): membrane
Molecular function (GO): phosphatidylinositol bisphosphate binding
Source: RefSeq, a predicted model, not a curated record